Molecule: messenger RNA, 1330 nt
Organism: Sphaerulina musiva SO2202
Lineage: Eukaryota; Fungi; Ascomycota; Dothideomycetes; Mycosphaerellales; Mycosphaerellaceae
Exons: 5
Coding region: 33-932 (299 amino acids)
Source: RefSeq, a predicted model, not a curated record
CUUGACUCAACAACAUCCACGACAAUGGCAACAUGUCGUCGGAGCUCGUGACCGGCGACACCGAACGUCUGCAGAGCAAGGCCAACGUGGGAGACGACGGCUCUCCACCCGCGUCACCCCUCAGCACACUCCCAAGCACUCCGCCUGUUCCUACGUACACGCAAAUGGCAGCAAGCAAGGGCAGAAGUACUUCAGGUGAUGAAAUGCCACCUCCUGUGACGCGCGGCGCUUCAGCCAAGUCAUCAACUGCCGGGCGGAAGCGCUCGCGCGAAGCGGUCGAGGAGGAACAAGCAAACACUGCUGACGGCUCAUCGACUGCUGCUGAGCCUCUUUCCAAUGCUCGCGGGAAAAAGCGUGGGAACAGCACUGACUCCGUUGCGACUGCCGUAAAGGACUCACAGAAUCAAAGUCGUCCACAGCAUCAGCCAAACGGAGAGGCGCCUUCUCAGAAUGUGCCAGCAUCAGGUCAAGGCCAAGCCACAGCCAAUGCACAGCCAGCAAAGUCAAAGAAAGUCAUACCUGCGCAGACAUCGCAGCCUCUGCAGCCAGUUGUACCAGAGCAGUCCGCUGAAGGACUGGGCAAGGAGGAUGAUUAUGAGAGCGGCUCAGAAUCCUCCGUCUUGGCAUCCGAGAUGGUUCCCGAGGAGUCCAUUGAGGACUUCGACUGGAGUCAUCUCGUACAACGCCACCACGACAAGAUGAACGAACUUCGGAAUCAGGAUGCACAGCUCAUGACAGAGUUCAAUGCACUUAUAGAUUACUUCACCGUCUGGGCAGACGUGGGCAAUUAUAAGGAGUUUGAUCGUAGUUGCAAGCGCCUCAACACCCAAGUGGCUUUUGUGCAGCAUGAAGAGGAGCAGCUCGCGAAUAAGCGACAGCAUUACAUCAAAGUUGUCGACGCCUUCAAGAGUGCGUUACAACUCUUGGGUUGAUCAAAGCACGCGCAUCGUUCCAAGUCAUCGGGCGCUUUCCAGUCUUCGCUUGUCACUCGAAAACGACUCUUCACUGGUCGCUAGGCGAAGUAAAUCAUCGGCACCGAUCAUACAGCUGCAGGACUGGCCAAUACAUGUGGUUGAUGAUGUCGAUAUGGUGAGGUAUCACUAUCCGGACCACCACACGUCACGGUGCGUGAUGCUUUGAGAAGGGGACUCAAUCCUGAUCUGCAUAUCUUGCUCAGAAUUAUUCCCCCGAACGAACGCCUUACCCGUUCGCUCCAACGGUGGGUGAAGAUCCAAGGUACUGGCAGCGAAUUAUUUUAUUUGUGCAACAAUCAGCCGAGACUGCUAAACGGUAGACCGUACCAUGCUAUGAAGCACAUGCGACUUGCGAC